This is a messenger RNA of Gossypium raimondii (Peruvian cotton), 1242 nucleotides long. RefSeq names its product ethylene-responsive transcription factor ERF038. Gene Ontology annotation, molecular function: DNA-binding transcription factor activity; DNA binding. The transcript has a single exon. Lineage: Eukaryota; Viridiplantae; Streptophyta; Magnoliopsida; Malvales; Malvaceae. The record is from RefSeq and is a predicted model, not a curated record. Gene Ontology annotation, biological process: regulation of DNA-templated transcription. Bases 236 to 874 code for a protein of 212 amino acids.
AGACAGAGGAAGAAGAAUAGAUAAAGGUUAGCCGUGCAUUAUUCUGAGAAUAAUUUUAUGGUAACAAAAUAACCAAAACCGUACAUCCUUUUUUCUUUUGCCUUUGGCCCCAUUGCCUUGAAAAAACCUUUUCUAACUUCAUAAUGUGUCAAGCAAUUAUAAGAAGCUAGCUACCUCCACUUCUCCUCCAAGCAAUGCUCCUCUCAUUUUUUACCUCCAAAAACAGCAAUCCACCAUGGAAGUGCCGCUUGAUGUAGAGUCCAAGACUCCUUUCCCUUCAUCUUCAUCGUCAUCCCCACCGGGAUUUAAGUCCCGCAAAGUGAAAAUUGGUAGUGAAAGCAAGGGAAAGGACGGGAAACAUCCAACAUACAGGGGAGUGAGAAUGCGUCAAUGGGGGAAAUGGGUGUCUGAGAUUCGCGAACCCAGGAAGAAGUCAAGGAUUUGGCUAGGCACAUUUCCUACGGCUGAAAUGGCAGCCAGAGCACACGAUGUAGCAGCUCUUACGAUUAAAGGCAACUCUGCUUAUCUUAAUUUCCCUGAGUUAACCCACCAGCUUCCUCGUCCGGUUAGUGCAUCCCCCAAGGAUAUCCAAGCUGCUGCGGCUAAAGCUGCCACCCUAACCUACACCAAAAGCCAUGAUGUUGAAGAUGAUCCAAUGCUUCCUCGGUCUCCAACAACGACAGCAACAUCUCAAGAAGAGUCACAUUUAAUCAAUGAUGAUGAAGCAUUCAUUGACCUUCCAGAUCUCUUGCUGGACAUGAAUCUUCAAAUUGAUGAGUUUUGGAGCUCAGUAUCAUGGAAGCUAGAUGAUGCUGUUGAAACUGGGUUUGGAGGUGAGGAGCCCCGUGCCAGCAACUUCAUUUUUCUUCAAUAAAAAAAAUGUAAAUUUCCAGGUUCGAAUUUCAAAUUCUUGCUUACCCAAAAUUCCAAACCUGGAUUUCACUGUGAUCACCCUCUUGUCUGGUUUCAUUGUUCAUAUCAAAUAUUGGACAUUGUAAAUAUGGAGUCCAUAGGUACAUGUAAGGUCGGAGUUCUUACACAAUUGUACUUUCCCUUUAUUGUUUUGUCGACCACCAUGGUUGAGAGGGGAAAUCUCCUCGGCUUUGAUGCCAUAUGAGGACAUACAUCCACCUUGCUAAAUUUAGUAACAAUUAUGACACGGCAUCACAGAAUCCCAUCAUUUGCUGAUGAAUCCUUUUUCUUCAUAAAAUAAUUUAUCCGGAGGUAACACCUGUUUUGCAA